Eimeria acervulina is the source of this 1338-nucleotide messenger RNA. Its product is annotated as CMGC kinase, CK2 family, putative. Gene Ontology annotation, cellular component: nucleus; cytosol; protein kinase CK2 complex. The transcript has 10 exons. The annotation marks the transcript as partial. Gene Ontology annotation, molecular function: protein serine/threonine kinase activity; ATP binding. The record is from RefSeq and is a predicted model, not a curated record. Gene Ontology annotation, biological process: protein phosphorylation. Lineage: Eukaryota; Apicomplexa; Conoidasida; Eucoccidiorida; Eimeriidae.
ACGAACAUAGCGCGGUAUUACGCGGAAACGAACAUAGCGCGGUAUUACGCGAAAGUGAAUACGAACAUAGCGCGGUAUUACGCGGAAGUGAACGUGAACCGUCCUCGUCAGUACUGGGACUAUGAAAAUUUUACGGUGGUCUGGAGUUCGCCUGAUCGAUACGAAGUAGUUAGGAAGCUCGGCAGAGGCAAGUACAGCGAAGUCUUCGAGGGUGUCUGUGUUGCUGUGCAGCAGCAGCAGCAGCAGCAGCAGCAGCAGCAGCAGGAUAAUAAUAAUAAUAAUAAUAAUAAUAGUGUGCAGCAGCAGCAGCAGCAGCAACAGCAGCAGCAACAACAACAGGCUGCUGCUGCUGCUAGUGGUGGGGCUGGGGCUGGUGCUGCAGCACAAACAAAUACAAAUAAUGCUGCUGCUGCUGCUGCUGCAGCAGGAACUGCUGCAGCAGACCCUAAUCAGCAGCAGCAGAGAAGGAGCUUAGCUGUGGUAGGACAAAGAUGUGUAGUUAAAGUGCUAAAACCUGUUAAAAAAAAGAAGAUCAGAAGAGAGAUUAAAAUACUACAAAAUUUAUUUGGGGGCCCCAAUAUAAUUAAACUCCUCGAUGUUGUUAAAGACCCCUUAAGCCGCACUCCAGCCCUCAUUUUUGAAUAUGUUAACAACGUCGACUUCAAAACCCUCUACCCAACACUUCAGGACUACGAAAUCCGCUACUACAUCUACCAGCUGCUCAGGGCUUUGGAUUACUGCCACAGCCAGGGAAUAAUGCAUCGAGACGUGAAGCCCCACAACGUGAUGAUAGACCACGAAAAGAGGGAGUUGAGACUCAUUGAUUGGGGUCUGGCGGAGUUCUAUCAUCCCGGGCACGAGUACAACGUCCGCGUGGCGAGUCGGUACUACAAGGGGCCGGAGUUGUUAGUGGAUUUGCAGGUGUACGAUUACUCCCUCGACAUGUGGAGUUUAGGAUGCAUGCUGGCAGGCAUUAUAUUCAAGAAGGAGCCGUUUUUCUAUGGCCACGACAACUACGACCAACUUGUGAAGAUCGCCAGAGUCCUGGGGACAGACGGUUUAUACGCAUAUCUGGAUAAGUACGAUUUGAGCUUAGAGAAGAAUUUUUUACAGAUGAUAGGGAAGCAUACAAAGAAGCCGUGGACAAAGUUUAUAUCUUCUGAGAAUCAGCACUUAGCUGUGCCGGAGGCAGUUGAUUUAAUUGAUAAGAUGCUGGUGUACGAUCAUCAGAAAAGAAUACUGCCGAAAGAUGCACUCAAACACCCUUACUUUCAACCCGUACUCGAGGAGGAACAGAGGAACGCAGCAGCUGCGGCAGGCGAGGCGCCUCGAGUUUAA